Messenger RNA from Chilo suppressalis (striped riceborer), 4956 nucleotides. The record is from the annotation of a GenBank genome assembly. NCBI's taxonomy places the organism in Eukaryota, Metazoa, Arthropoda, Insecta, Lepidoptera, Crambidae.
GAAUGAUUUUCUGUUUGUGGGUUUUUAAGGAAGUAAUGGGUUAUUUUAACAUUUCGAGAAAUGAAAAAAUACAAAUAAUAUAGGGUUUUUCAAUAGGCACACUCGAAGUUCGACAGCGGGAAUACAUAAUAAUAUUGAGUAGUAACACUUCCUAAUGAAUCGCUACAUGCUUAAACGCGUACAAAUUGUUAAAAUUUAUUAUCCUAAUCAAUUCUCUGUUUGCCUAAGUUAACGUAAGUUGCAAACAUUUUAUGGCUUUCACGGCCGUUGUGCACAUUCUAUCACCUAAUAAACAAAUUUGAGACAAUUUAGAGCGACGACAAACCACGCCAGAUGCAACAGGUGCCUCUUCCCACUGGAAGUCACUGUUUCGAAUGGAUUUUGUAUCGGAGGUAUUAUAGGAUGUUUUUUCUUCAAAUAUGCGCAAGGAGUGCACUGUAAAUGAUGGCUGAUAUCUGACAAUGAUAUAUGUCCUAGGAUUGAUUUAAUGGCUCUCUCAAACAUGCGGUGCCCAAAGGACGGCGUCAUAGUACAUACUGUACAAGAAACAUAAAAUUUUAUAAGUCAGAAGUUUAAGAAUUUCUACAUGUCGUGUGGUAAUCGUCUCGUCGUAAUCGAGUGGCCACCGACAUCGUGCAGUUUAACACCACCUGACCACUUUCUAUAGGGUUCCAUGAAAUCUCUAGUAUAUAGUAUACGUAGACAAACCACAGAAAAUACAAAAAUUACGCGAUGAUGACAUUGAUGACACACCACAAUUUUAUUAAGUAUAUGUUAAAAUGCUUUAUUUUGCGCCCGUAUAGCGAAGGGUGCUACCUGAGUACCUGAGUCAAGUUGAUUUAUUUUAGUAAACAUUUUCUAUAAAUAAACCUUUCUAUGUUACUUUCGACUCACCACUGAACAUUUGGCCGCAGCUCGGUAAGUAUUGAUACGAAAUUUCCCAAUGGCAAGGAGUUACAAAAAUUGCGCAUUACUGGCUUAUGACGUUUUUCAGUCCAAUAUCCAAUUUAUUAAUAGUUUGUUAAGGAAAACUAAUAGACAGACUAAGAAUGUUUGUUAGUAGAGGUGAUUAAUUCUGUUCAGAUGACGGCAUCAACAUGCAGUAUUUAUUUUAUAUAUCAAUAAUGACGGUAAGUCUCUGGGCGAGAGUUAGUGGUGUAUACCACGAGGAAACUGUAUUGAAGAUCAAUGCGCCAAAAGGGCUUAAAACAGACGGAUUAUUCGGAUACAGUAUCGCUUAUCAAAAAAAACUACAAAGGUUGAUCGUGAGCGCUCCACGUGGGAAUUCAGUCGGUCAAGUGUUUAGUUGUAAACCGACGAACGGCCCAUGUAAGGAAAUCGUCCUAGAUCACAUAAAAAAAGAUUCCGCUGGUUUCACGGACAUGUGGUUGGGUGCUACAGUCGCAACAGGCAACGAUUUCACCGUCAUGUGCGCACCGAGAUUCACCGAAGAAGCGAAACCUGAGGAUAUCUUUACUAAGAGAGGAACUUUCGGCAGAUGUUACGUUUAUACUGCUUCUUCGGGUAACGUGACACAAAUGAAGAUUUUAAACAUCAAAAACAAAGGGGUUAACCUCUUUCCAUACGAAAAGUACAUGGACUCGUUUGGUUGGGCUACUUACGUUGACAAACACGAUUCUAUAAUGGUCGGCGGACCAGCAAUGCACACAGGUCGAGCGAUAUUUUACUCUAAUGUAACGUCGUAUCCAAAAAUGAUGGCAAAUCCAUUCAGGGUUGCUUACAACUUCGGUUACAGUAUUACUUCAGGACAAUUUAAAUCCACCGAUGAACGCAAGAUGCAAUACGCAAUAAGUUCACCGUAUGGGCUAUACGGUGAAGGAAUGGUGAUUUUUACAAAUGGCGCUGCGCACACGGCUUUACGUAACCCCAGGGAGUAUUAUCCACCGGUUGGGUCUCUGUUCGGAGCGUCGUUAUGUUCGGCCAAGCUCCGCGGAUUGAACCAGAGAGAGGCUUUGUUAGUUGGUGCCCCGCUAUACUUCCAGAAGGAAAUGGUGGAUGUCGGAGCUGUAUACGUAUAUCAAUUCGAUGUGCAAUAUCAAGACGUAGUGCACCAUAGAACUAUAUUGGGUACCGCCGACCGAGGACGGUUUGGGAGUGCCAUUUUGAACUUGGGUGACUUGGAUGGUGACAUGAAAGAUGAAAUAGCAAUAUCAGCUCCAUACGAAGACUCGGGCAGUGGAGCCGUUUAUAUUUAUUCUGCAGUAGAUAUCUUGGCAGACGAGCCAGCUGACAAAGUCCACUACCUGCAGAAGAUUCAAUCAAAGGGUUUAUCCACUCUUGGCUUCAGUAUGAGUGCUUUUCAAGAUAAUGACAAUGGAUGUAACGAGCUAGCAAUCGGCGCUCCAGCAAGUAAUGUAGUCCUGUUUUACAGAUGUCUGACACAAGUUACUGUACAUGUCCAGAAGCUCAAGGUACAUAUGAAUACAGGAAAGCAAAGAAACAACACACAUUUUGAGUUUGAUUUGUGCAUCGUCAUCGAAUAUCCUGCAAAGCCAAAAUCUAUAAAUGUUGACUUAGAAGUAAAGGUAUCUAUUACGCAUCCGACGGCGCGAAUAACCUCAUCAAAUGUCGAUGGGUCGAUGAAGUACAAGAUAUCAACCAGUACUAUGCAAAAGUCAUAUUGCAAUGUUAUCAAAAUUGGAAUGCCUGAGGAAGGCAGUUACGAGCCCGUGAUACAGUAUCAAGUGACGGUAUCGCAGCUGAACCCACCGAUGGGCUUGAAGACUUUUAAUCCUGCUAUCGCGAUGCUCAGCGACCGCAGCACUCUCACGUUGGCAGACACGGUGUGGGUGGCGGACUGCGCCAAUGAAAACAUAUGCGAACCAGUUCUCACCUUCGGAAUUGAAACUUCGAUGCGGGACGGCUACGUGAUCGGCUCGAGUGACAGCGAGCAAAUAUCGGUGACCGUUAAGAAUGCGGGCGACCCAGCGUACACAGCGUGUGCGCGUGUCACUGUACAAGGCGCGCGCGUGCGUCAGUGGCCGGGGGCGUGCAGGCGUGCGCGCUCAGACAGCGGCGUGUGCUCACAUAAUCAGCCUCUGCGAAACAACACUGCCUGGAAUUCGGGUGCCAUUGAGCUGGAGACCAGGAGUUUGAGAAGUGACAAUAAAGUAAUAACCAUCACGGUUGACUUGUACGAGCAAUGUUCAUCAGACUUGAAAACCACUCAGACCAAGGAAAUCACACUGGCUACGGACCCUAACGGAUUGGUUACUAGAGGGAUGGCAAAUCUUGAUGGUGGGAAUAUUUCACUUUCAGCAGUCGAAAUCGAUGAAACUGGGAAACAGUUCGCUCAUGUUUAUACAGUCAUAAACGUAGGCGUAACAACCUGGGUGGAUGUUAAAUCUGAAAUUGUUUUAGAGACGAAACCUUAUUACGAUGGCUUGCAUGUAACGAUAGACUCUGAAGCUGAAUAUAAAUGUAACGACCUUGUUCAAGACAAGAAUGGCCUGUACGGAACGGCUUGUGUUGUCUCCGAAGUAAAGAGCAAACAAAAAUUUGAUGUCAUCAUUUCCAUUUACGUAAUGCCUCAAACCAUUGAUGCGGGGAUGCUAGAAACACAAAACUUAAACCAAACGUCCCACAUACGAAUAACUUACGGAGAAAAACAAGUGGAACAUAGUAUAACGAGUAUUCUCCGGAAGAAGGAAUCUGUGGUGCCUCUAUGGGUGAUCAUAACGGCUACUCUCGUUGGUCUCUUGAUCAUGGCGUUGAUCGCUUUCGCCUUGUACGAGUGCGGCUUCUUGAGAAGAAAAAACAGAGAGAAACUGGAGAAGCUAAAGCGCAGUGUUCACAGGCAGACCAUACGCCGUUCUAUGAUGGACCGCGACAGCAAACGCAUCGUCCACACAUCUGUAAAUUCACAAUCUGAUGAAAAGAAUCUUAUAGAGGAAACUGAUGAUAGCGCAUCAAGUGAUGGACCAUCAAUACCAACAGCUAAAGACGCACCAGCUACAGAAGUAACCGCGCCCACUAAACUAAACGAAUGUGAAAAAUUACCACAAAAUCCACCCAAAACAACGGCCGAAAUACACACCGAAAAUACAAAGAGCGAAGAACUGCCAUCAAAUGUAACUGAUAGCAAAAAAAUCAGGAAAGAACUCAUCAUACUGGGACUACAGAAAAACUUAGGAAGGCAAUAUGGAGUGAAGCCAACUAAGCCGGUAGCAAAAGCUAUGAAUGCGGACGACACAAAUGAUAUGGAAAUAAAAAAAUAAAAUCUUUAGACAAUACUGAUUUAAUUGCUAUAAGUUAAUAAUAAAAAAUAUAAUAUUUCAUUCAUAAUAUGUUUAUGUGUUUCACUUGCAAAACCUAUUUAAUAAUGCACCGAACUUUAGGAAAUUUUGCCAAGCUGAAGUUAGCGAACAGAUCGUCUCUUACCAAUUAAUCGUUAUUUACUUCGUCUCUGGCUCCGUAUAGCAUCUUUUUCUUAAGCUCAAUGUAUGAUAUGCUUUACGCAAUACUCUUAACACCUUGCAUGACCAUACUAGGUAUUCAGAAGUAAAAAAAAUAUUAUCUUAAUAAUAUUGUGCAAUAGACCCAUAUUUUCAUUAUAAAUACAAUUUAAUUCUACCUUACUGACCUUAUCAAGGACAUUGUAUGCACCAAUUUGGCAACGGCAAUGUUUCAGGUUGGAUAGAUAGAUAGAGAUAGCUUUACAACAAACGCAUCUACGAAAUUGCGAUUUUAAAAUUCGUUUCAACGAACAUUUUAUUGGAAAGAACUAACUUUAACCAAGCACAUAUUUCUAGUAUUAUACAGUACUUAAUCACUUGUGUGUUAUCUCUUUCUCACAUAUGAAUCCGUAUAAAUGUGUACAGGACACAUCGUUGAGUUUACCGUCGUUCUUGAAUAUUGACCCGCAGUUUUCGUUGUUCAAAGCGUUGUUGGGCUCAUUCUCCGCCCAAGUGCUAUAGCCAGCUUCUUCUAAAGUCU